UUGUUUACAUAUAAAUACAGUGACGGGGAAUACCUGAGUCAGCACACACAUGUUAUCUAACCAGGAUCCCCCGACAUCAGACUUUGCACCGAUAGAAGUGGAUAGACCGGGUCGUAGUGACAGUGGUGUUAGUGACAGUGGAGGCACCGGCUACAAAAUAAAAUCCCAUGAAGACUAAAUGUGAGCGGAGAGAGCGACGAAGAUCACAUGAAAUAUGGCGCCAGCAGCAGAAGAGGCUUCUACAGGAAGUGUCGUCAAAAUAUCACGUGAUGAAUCAUCCAUCAACGAACACGUGCUUCACGACUACAUAGCCGGAGCAGUUGGGGGUAUGGCCGGUAUUAUUGUGGGACACCCGUUCGAUACCACCAAGGUUCAGCUCCAGACGCAGCUCCACAGCAACAGGUACAAGGGCACUGUCUCCGCUGUCCUCAACAUCAACAAAUACGGAUGGGUGCACGGCUUCUUUCGCGGAAUGUCCACUCCACUGCUGUCUUACGGCAUCGUUAAUUCUGUGUACUUUGGAGUUUACGGAAACACCUUGAAGAUCCUGGAGGAGAGCAGAGAGAAGCGGAAGUCUUCCUAUUUGAACAUUUACCUGGCGGGGUGCGUGGGAGGGGCUGCCCAGCUGAUCCCCGUCAUCCCCACGGACUACAUCAAAGUGGUGCUACAGUCACAGAUCCCCCGACACAAGGGGGGCACAGACAUCAAAAAGGCAUUUAGCGGCCCCUUGGACUGUGCUAGACACAUAGUGAGGCAGCAUGGCGUACGUGGGCUGUAUAAGGGGGGCCUGGCGAUGGCCUACAGGGACGUUCCCAGCUACGGACUGUACGGACUGACGUACGAGGUGAUGUCACACUGGAUGAAGGAGUCAGGCUGGUCCGACUCCCAAGGGGUCAUUGCGGACCUCGUGGCCGGGGGAUGCGCGGGAACUAUCACUUGGGCCUCCAUCAUUCCUUUUGACGUGGUCAAGAGCCGGUACCAAGCGGACUUUGUGGGUGAAUACUCGGGUCUUAUUGACUGUGCAGUGAAGAGCUACAGGGAAGAGGGAGUCCGAGUGUUUUACCGGGGAUGUAUGGUCACGUGUUUAAGAGCAUUCCCCGUCAACGCUGUCACGUUUCUCGUCUAUUCUCAGUCCAUGAAGUACAUGGAGUCGCGCUAAAUCUCGGGGAGAAGCGCCAUCUGCUGUCUAAGCACAAAGGAAAGACCACUUCUACUGGUCAAUUAAUGCAUUAUUUUAUCAAAGAAAGUGAAAAUGUUUACAUGGCGAAUAUGUACAAUUAAAUCAAACAGUAUUAAUUAAAUUACAAACAAAUAGUAAUUUAUGAACACAUUCACGUCCAUCCAUCUUUCUAGAAAUGUUCAUCUCUUCAAUAAUGUACUCACAAAACUACUUUAAAAUAACAAAAAAUGGCACUGAUUAAACAUGUCUUUGAAAUAAAGAAGCAACUGCA
Messenger RNA from Magallana angulata, 1451 nucleotides. Its product is annotated as solute carrier family 25 member 45-like. Gene Ontology annotation, biological process: transport. The record is from RefSeq and is a predicted model, not a curated record. Gene Ontology annotation, molecular function: transmembrane transporter activity. The transcript is spliced from 6 exons. NCBI's taxonomy places the organism in Eukaryota, Metazoa, Mollusca, Bivalvia, Ostreida, Ostreidae. Bases 215 to 1159 code for a protein of 314 amino acids. Gene Ontology annotation, cellular component: mitochondrion.